AUGGAGAAAUUGAACCCAGAAGAACUUCUUCAAUUAAAGCAUAUGACUUCGGAUGACGUCCCCGCCGCUGUCGAUGUAUUCUAUGAAUCUUUCACAAACCUACAAGAUAUAUUCCCUGACACGCUCAAAACGCGCCAAUGGCUUCAUGGCCUCUUUCUAGACGAUAUUCUCAACAAAAAAGCCAUGCAUUACUUAAAAAUUGAGGAUACAAAGUCUAUGAACGAACAAGGCCUACCACGGCUAAUUGCCUUUGCGAAAUGGGACUACUCGAUGCCCGAAGAUCGAGGACCCCGCUUCUCUCCCUGGUCUGAAGAUCAGUCGAAGGAAGCAUGCGAUGCUUUUUUCAAUAAAUUGGAAAAGGAAAGGAAGCGAGUGAUGGGCGAUGAGGUCCACAUAUAUCUAGACCUGCUUUGCACGCACCCUGAUUACAGACAGCGUGGGGCUGGCUCAGCCCUAAUACAGUUCGGCUGUAAAGCUGCCGAUGAAGGAGGACUCGGUGUCUAUGUUGACGCUAGCAAGGCAGGCGCACCUUUGUAUAAGAAGUUCAAGUUUGUGGAUAAGAGUGAGCCUGGUGCAGGUGAGAUUGCAUCCAUGGCCCGACAUUGGGGCUAA
Molecule: messenger RNA, 612 nt
Organism: Penicillium taxi
Lineage: Eukaryota; Fungi; Ascomycota; Eurotiomycetes; Eurotiales; Aspergillaceae
Product: GNAT family N-acetyltransferase
Exons: 2
Coding region: 1-612 (203 amino acids)
Molecular function (GO): acyltransferase activity, transferring groups other than amino-acyl groups
Source: RefSeq, a predicted model, not a curated record